Messenger RNA from Puccinia triticina, 309 nucleotides. RefSeq lists its product as uncharacterized. NCBI's taxonomy places the organism in Eukaryota, Fungi, Basidiomycota, Pucciniomycetes, Pucciniales, Pucciniaceae. Bases 1 to 309 code for a protein of 102 amino acids. The transcript has 2 exons. The record is from RefSeq and is a predicted model, not a curated record.
AUGGUCGACAUUGCAUCAUCAAUAACUAGAGCGUCCGCUGCUGCCGCGAAGAAGUCGAAAGGGUCUAACAAAGAUAGAGUAGAGGAUACAGGUGAGGCUCAAGGAUUAGCGGCUCCUAUAGACGGUGAAAUAGUCGAAACCCAAGACGUAACCGAUCCGGGAAUUGCACCCGUUGAUAAAGACGCUGGGGAAGAGCUACUUUUCGAGGAAGCGGUAGAAUCGUUCGAUCCGAAAGGGAAGGGUUCUACGAGUAAAGAACCCGAUUUCAUAGAGUUCAUGAAAGUAGUUCCGAGUGAGUAUAGACAAUAA